CCUUUAUCUAGGAGGAGCCCAAGAUGGUGCCCUAGAGGGAUGCACUUCUUCGAGCUCCAUAUUCACAUUUGCUAAGGAGCCUAAUUUAGCAUUUGUUAUUUGCUAUUUUUUUAUCUGUGAUACUUCUGCGCCAACUCUAUCUCUAUCAGGACUGAGACCUUGAGUGCAGUUUCCUUCAGGACGAUGUUUUCUUCUCUCUCCUUACUGCCUUCGCUCCAACUUGAUUUGGCUGGUGUUCAACGACAUGCCUAGUAAGUGCUUGUUCUAAUUUAUGAAAAGAAGCAAUUCUCCUUAUCUCCAAACAACGUUAACAAACUUUAACAUCAAAAGGCUCUCUGGAUUUACUUCCUUCUUUUUGCUGCUUUGCCUUUCACUCCCUGUAUGUUUUGCUGAGUUCAUCUCUGCGUGCCUCUUAAAGCGGCAAUUCUGCAGCUUCUUUGAACAAUGGUGUUCACCAGAAAAGACUAUAAAAAUCUGGGAAUUGCCCCUUCUCUUGAGCUGCCCUUUCACACCGGUUGGGCUAGACAACCAAAAAUAACUCAGUUUUACUCUCCUAAGAAGCGAAAAACUGAUGGAAACCGAGCCAAGGAACAAGGAACCAGAACUACUCCCUCUCCUGCUCCAGUAAAGGACUGGUCCCUGAAUCUCAUUCCAGAGCCCAAACCUAGUGCUUAUAACUCACCUUCUUUAAACCUAGCACAGGAAAUAGCAUGGGCUGAGAACAUGUCCCCCCUAGAAACAGCUAAAAUGCUGCUGAACUGCGAUGAAGAUGACCAGUCUGAACGGUCACUAAACCAUGUCUUUGACCCAGUCGAGCAUUCUAAUACUGAAGUAAAGACUAACUGGAAUUCUACCAACCAAAUACAGCCAGCCACGGAGGUAAAUGCCGCAUGCAAAGGUCCCUCUGCUGAAAUGGAGUCCUGGUUUAACACGACUCUCUUCCAGAGCCCCGAUGAAGGCUGGCAGGUCUACACUUCAGCUCAGGCCUCUGACGGCAAAUGCGUGUGCACGGCUGUCAUCCCUGUCCAAGGCACCUGCUCCAGGGACUUGCGCAACCGACAGCUACGGCAGCUGAUGGAAAAACAGGUGCAAAACAUCUCCCAGUCCAUGGAGGUGCUGGACCUUCGAACCUACCGGGACCUGCAGUAUGUCCGUAAUACUGAGACGCUGAUAAAGGGGCUGGACUCCAGGCUGAAAGUGGCCGCAGAGAGUCAGAAAAAUCUGAAUGCCAAAAGUUUCCAGGAAUUAAAGGACAAAAUGACAGAGCUGAUGCCACUUUUCCCUGUGCUGGACCAGUACAAGUCGGACACCCGCACCAUUGUGCAGCUGAAAGAGGAAGUGAGGAACCUUUCGGGCAGCUUGCUGCAGAUCCAGGAAGAGAUGGGAGCCUAUGAUUAUGAGGAGCUCCAGCAGCGUGUGCUGGUCCUGGAAGCACGCUUACACGCUUGUAUGCAGAAGCUAGGGUGUGGAAAACUCACAGGGGUAAGCAACCCGAUCACCAUCCGGGCAUCAGGAUCCAGAUUUGGCUCUUGGAUGACAGACACCAUGGCCCCCAGUUCUGACAGCCGGGUAUGGUACAUGGACGGCUACUACAAAGGCCGCCGUGUACUGGAAUACCGUACACUGAACGACUUCAUCACUGGCCAAAACUUUGUCCAACACCUACUGCCUCAUCCCUGGGCUGGCACUGGUCAUGUGGUCUUCAAUGGGUCCCUUUACUACAAUAAGUAUCAGAGCAACAUUGUGGUGAAGUACCAUUUUCGCUCCCGGAGUGUCGUCGUGCAGCGCAGCCUCAACACUGCCGGUUACAACAACACCUUCCCAUACUCCUGGGGUGGCUUCUCGGACAUCGACUUCAUGGUGGAUGAGAACGGGCUCUGGGCGGUCUACACCACCAACCAGAAUGCUGGCAACAUUGUGGUAAGCAAGAUGGACCCCAUCACACUGGAGAUUCUCCGCAGCUGGGACACCGGCUACCCCAAACGGAGUGCAGGGGAAUCGUUCAUCAUCUGCGGGACCCUCUACGUGACAAAUUCACACCUUGCUGGGGCUAAGAUCUAUUUUGCCUACUACACAAACACUUCUAGCUAUGAGUACACGGAUAUUCCCUUCCACAAUCAAUAUUCCCACAUAUCCAUGUUGGACUAUAACCCCCGGGAGAGGGUCCUCUAUACCUGGAACAAUGGCCACCAGGUCAUCUACAACGUGACUCUUUUCCAUGUCAUAAAGACUUCAGGGGAGUUAUAAUCACAUGAGCAAAAAGGCCUCAACUCUCUCCGUUGUCAUUUUGUUCAUUUUCUCUCUUAUCCUUGCGGGUGGGUGGGGGCACCGCGGCCUGCAAACUCAGUGGCCUGGGAAAACAGUCCGUGAUGCCAUUAUUUCUAUAUAAUAAAACAAACAGAUUUCUUCUUUCUCUUUCUCUCUCUGUCUGUCUUUCUCUCUUUUCUGUGGUUGAUGACGCAUGGAUCUGGUUUGAGCCUUCUUUGGGGGGGUAUUUUUUAUUUUUGUAUUGGUUUUAUUUUACUUAUUUACUGGUGGCAAAUAA
Messenger RNA from Rhineura floridana, 2545 nucleotides. It is a transcript of the gene OLFM2, whose product is annotated as olfactomedin 2. The transcript is spliced from 6 exons. The coding region runs from base 445 to 2247 and encodes 600 amino acids. Gene Ontology annotation, biological process: signal transduction. The record is from RefSeq and is a predicted model, not a curated record. NCBI's taxonomy places the organism in Eukaryota, Metazoa, Chordata, Lepidosauria, Squamata, Rhineuridae.